Molecule: messenger RNA, 1117 nt
Organism: Elaeis guineensis (African oil palm)
Lineage: Eukaryota; Viridiplantae; Streptophyta; Magnoliopsida; Arecales; Arecaceae
Product: protein transport protein sft2
Biological process (GO): vesicle-mediated transport
Cellular component (GO): membrane
Source: RefSeq, a predicted model, not a curated record
UGAAAUAGCAAAAAAGAUUAAAAAACCUCUCCUCCAUUCGUCCACCUUCCCCGUCCCAGAGACCGAGAUCUCCUCUCUCUCCUCGCGAUCGCCAUUAAUGGAGGAAGAGAGAGCUCGGUCCCCCGUUCUCCAUCACGGAAUCUUACCCUUACUUCUUUGAUUCCUUUCCCUUCUCCUUCUCUCCUCCUCUGAUCCGAUCUGAUACGCGAUGCAGACCGCGCAGGCUUGGUUCGCCGGAGGCCCGAGCAAUAACGAGGAGCAGAAGUCGGCUUCCUCCCUCCUCGCCGACUGGAACUCGUACGCCGCCUCCAGAUCCACCGAGGCGAGCGGGUCCGCCGCCCUCGCGUUCGAUCUCGAGGCCGCCGUCAGGACGGCCAACGAUAAGGUCACCGGGACCUUCAACGUGGUGUCUAAAGGUGUGAGGGAAUUACCUGGGAGCUUCCAAAAUGCUACUAGCAGUGUUCCGUCUGGAAAGGCUCUCAUGUACUUUGGGCUGCUCCUUGCCAGUGGCGUGUUCUUUAUUUUUGUUGCAUUCACUAUGUUCCUUCCAGUCAUGGUGCUGAUGCCUCAGAAAUUUGCUAUCUGCUUUACUCUUGGUUGCAUCUUGAUUAUUGGAUCGUUCUUUGCUCUUAAAGGUCCCAAGAAUCAGCUGGCUCACAUGUGUUCAAAAGAGAGACUUCCAUUCACAUUGGGAUUUACUGGCAGCAUGGUGGGUACCAUUUAUGUUUCCAUGGUGCUUCACAGUUACAUUCUCUCUGUUCUCUUUUCUGUGCUCCAGGUUCUUGCACUUGCAUACUAUUCUGUAUCAUACUUUCCGGGAGGAUCUGCUGGGCUGAAGUUUCUGUCUUCAACUCUUACGUCUUCAAUAUUGAAAUGCUUUGGCAGGUGAUGCCAGUGUCGGUAGUUUUAUUUUCUUUUUUCCCUUUAUUGGUUCUUCCCUACCGAGGUAAUUGUAUCCUAGUUUUCAUCUGUCAUUAAGAAAUGCUUUGUACUAAAACAUACAUGGUAAUGUGUUUUUUUUUCUUGGUUGCCCAACAUUGGCUGUACUAUGCAGUUAGUUUGUGGAGUUCUACCUACUUGUUUAUGAUAAUGAAAGAGUGAUUUUUUUUACCAAAAA